UGAAAAUGGCGACCGCCGGUCCCGCAGACCCGGGCUUUACAGCCCCCCCGGAUUUGAGGACUCCCUUCUGGAGGAUGCUGGUCUCUCAGAGAAGUACAUGCAUGGGUCCAGUCGAAAAACAGCUUCACCAGAGGGCCCAGGGUCGUCUCAGAGUAUGAAGAAGACUAUUGGUCAUCGAGGGAUUAACCCCACUGGAGAGACCACUUAUAAAAAGACAACCUCUUCUGCCUUGAAAGGAGCCAUUCAGCUUGGUAUUACUCACACUGUGGGAAGCCUGAGCCAGAAAGCUGAGAGAGAUGUUCUUAUGCAGGACUUCUAUGUGGUAGAAAGCAUCUUCUUCCCAAGCGAGGGAAGUAAUCUGACUCCUGCACAUCACCAUGGUGACUUCCGGUUUAAGACAUAUGCACCCAUUGCCUUCCGUUACUUCAGAGAACUCUUUGGCAUUCGACCUGAUGAUUACCUGUACUCUCUGUGUAAUGAUCCUCUGAUUGAGCUAUCGAAUCCUGGUGCAAGCGGCUCAAUCUUCUAUGUCUCCAGCGAUGAUGAGUUUAUUAUUAAAACGGUCCAGCACAAAGAAGCGGAGUUCUUGCAGAAACUACUGCCAGGAUAUUUUAUGAAUUUAAACCAAAACAAACGGACACUGCUGCCCAAGUUCUAUGGAUUAUACUGCGUGCAGGCAGGGGGGAAAAACAUACGCAUUGUAGUGAUGAACAACCUUCUGCCACGCUCUGUACCGAUGCACCUCAAAUAUGACUUAAAGGGUUCCACUUACAAGCGCCGAGCCUCUCCCAAAGAGCAGGAGAAAAAUGUACCCACGUACAAAGACCUUGAUUUCAACCAGGACAUGCCUGAUGGAAUUCAACUCGAGCCAGACAACUACAACGCUCUCAGUAAAACCAUUCAGCGAGACUGCCUGUUGUUGCAGAGCUUUAAGAUAAUGGACUACAGUUUACUGAUUGGUAUCCACAAUGUGGAUCAGGCAAACCGUGAGCGUUUUGGCGUAGGGGAAAUCUGCAGGCCUGUGGAGGGGACAGUCACACCUGACCAGAAGAGGCCUCAGGCACAGAAAGCCCUGUACAGUACAGCUAUGGAAUCCAUCCAAGGAGAGGCACGUGGGAAGAGCACAAUGGACAGCGAGGACCAGUGGGGUGGUAUCCCAGCUCGGAACAGUAAAGGAGAGCGGCUACUGCUAUACCUUGGCAUCAUUGAUAUUCUGCAAUCAUACAGAUUCAUCAAGAAGUUAGAGCAUUCCUGGAAAGCACUGGUCCAUGAUGGGGACACCGUGUCUGUUCAUCGGCCAGGUUUCUACGCAGAGCGAUUCCAGCGAUUUAUGUGCAACACAGUAUUUAAAAAAACAAUGAAAUCAUCACCAUUGAAGAAGAGCCGUUCUGGUUGUCAGAGUGUGUCCAGGAGACUGCCCAUGGGCACUGCAUUCCCAAGUGCCCAAUCCAGCAGUCAUAUGCUUCCUGAUUCUCAACUUGUCUAUCGUAGUCACUUUACCCACCCUGAAACUGAUGUUGAAAUUGGAAUGCAGUUAGGCAGACCUGACCUACUCCCGAACAUGCCACCCCUAGCUGGAACCUCAAGUGACUUUGAAGCAACUGAUAUGCCUUCAGUCCCCCCACUCAGGUCGGUUGGGGUGGAGGUGCACAAAGCUGCAAGCACAGAACCUGAUAGCAACACUUUUCUAAGUUUGGGCGCUGAAGUUGAAGAUGAGCAAAUGAGUAAUGAAGACGCAAUUUCUCUCAAAGACAUCAUCCCAGAGACCAACAUUUGUUUUUAAGACAGCUUGGAAACAUGAUCCAGGAAAAGAGGGAGACAUGAAAAUGCGUAUGAAAGAGCGUCUCUGAUCAUUUGAAUAGAACAUUUGAACUGUUUCUCCCUGUUGGAAAGAGUGGAAGUAAUUCCAAGCCUUUGGAGUCACACCUCAGUGGGUGUGGACAGAAGAGUGUGAGUGGUAGACUCUCUUCUUUCUUCAACACAGGGUAUGCUGCUAUGACUCCAUCUGUUGACUACACAUUUCCUCCCCAGAGCUUCAGAGACACAUUUGAUCACACUGCAUGUUGUUCAUAAACACACAGAUGUUGGUCUUUCCGUUCAGACACAGCUUUGUUGCUCAUACAUACACAUACUGGAAAGAAGCCUGGGGAAGUUAUUUAUUCUGUAAGUUCUAUUCUGACUUUGCUCUAUUUUUACAACAAAGAGGACUUUGAACAAAUUAUAUUGGUAUUUCAUACUGGCUUUAACACUUUUUUUUUAUAUAAAUAUCAGUCAGUAUUAUUUAAAUACUCUGCUGUGUUUGUACUUUUUUCCCUCAUAAUUCUGAAGAUGUUUUGAAGUGAUUCCUCCACAGCCACCUGCUUUUGCAGUAAUUUGUAUACCAGGCAUAUAAUUUGCUUUUUAAUUGGUAGGAUUAUUUCAGAAUGAUGCCUCUUCAGACCUGAAGACAUAACAUUUAAGAAAUAGAUGCUGGAGCAAAUCAAGGUGCAUUACUCUUCUUAGCCCUGUUCCUAAUGGGGUGAUCUUUGAACUGUCGUGACUGUGUUCUAGCCUGAUAAUUGAACAAAUUCAGUCAAAAAGGUCCUUUUUUCCCCUCUAAAACAAAAAAGCAACAUUGUUUUUGUGCUCGCCUGUUUUCUUAAUUUGCGUUUCAGUGCCAAUGACAUUUAUUUUCUGUUGACAUGAUUGUUAUUCUAAGCUUUUUUGUGUAUGCAUGUGAAGAUCUCCUAAGCAUUUUUUGUCAAUCUUGACUGUUUCCAUUCUUUUAAAAGGACCAAUCAUUGUAAAUUCAUUAGUGGAUAUAGGCCUGCUUGUUGAUGCCAAUGGCCUUCAAUCCAUUGAUUAUGUACUGUGUUUUUGUAAAUAGUUGUGUAAAUAUUAUUUACUUUUGUGUGCUUGCAUACCUAUUACAAAGACUAAUAUGCUUUCAUGAAGCAAUAUGUAUUCUAAACUAACAAAUUAACAUGUUUAUAUUUGUUAUACGUUCUUGGCAUGCCUUCUGUCUGCUUCUACUAACUACUCAUAAGAACCUAAUUUCUGCUGGAUACAGAAAUUAACUACAUUUGUCACAUUAAUUAUGCAAGUGGCAUUUCAAUGCGACAGUUAUCAUUACAGUAAUAAUUACAGGCCUUUGGCAUUUAUGUUGAUUUGCUUUAGUUCGCCCUCAAUUUUAUUGUAACAUAAAUGCCAUUAUCUGGAAACACACUUAUUUAACAUAUCUAAAUUGUCCAGUUAUACAUUUUUGUUAGUUGAGCAUUAUUUUGCACGGACAGUGUGAAGGAUGUUGCUUUUUUUUUUGUGUGUGUGUUGUUUUUCUUGGGUUAUGAAAAAAAAAACCCUCAGACUUCUUGUUUAUAUGAACUAUAUAUGGUGUUCUGCUCAAACUAAAGGCAGUGUCCAUGCACCAUGGAAGUAUUUUAUCAUGUGCUUUAUUGGGUUGUGUGUGCAGCGUGGGUCCAAGUGUUCUGAAAUUAUUCUGAAUUAAGUGAAGUUGACCUGCUCCACAAAAGACUAAGUGGCCAAAGGUUUAUGAGCCCAUUUGAAUGUGUGCUAAGAGGGAGGGAUUUCAUCAUUUCUUAUCACUAAAUGUUCUCUACUGGUCUGGUCACUUAGAUUUCCUCACUGUUCUCUAAAGUAAUUGAUAUUUGUUUCAACGUAUCCAUGUGUCCAUGAAGUGGACAUUUACAGUGGCCUACUUGCUGCUUCAUCCUAUUCUUUCAAAUACACUAAGCUGGUAGUGGUGCAAUUUGUGUCACAUGACUACUGGUUCCAACAUAUUUUAGGCCUAUUAAACUUAAUCUGCAUAACCAACACAAUAUGCAUUCUCCAUGUGCACUAAAUUUUUUAAGACUCUUAUAUAAAGAGCCAUUAAAAUACAUCAAAUCUUUAUUUGUUCAGCAUGUUUUAUUUUAGAGUAGAAUAAAACUCAGAUGUUAUUUUGCAAUCUUGACUGACGACUUCUGCCAAAAGCAUUGAUUUCAUCACUUUUACAGUUGCUGGGGUACAAAGUCAUUACCGUUUUGGCCACCAAAAUGCUGGAUAUCCAAAAGGAUUCUAAAUGAAUACAGUAAUGGUAUUCAAGGGUGUCAUCGGGAGCGAUAUGCAGUCAAUUGUGCACAAAACAACAAGAAGAGAAUCUUUAAAAUUGCCAUGUAAGUUUUUUUAGAUGCUUUUUGUAUGUAGGAAGGAUGACCUUAACUGGCCUCCAAGAUUUAUACAGGAUUACCACCAAAAGUGAACACAGUUGGUGUCCUUACCCUUGAUGAUCCUAAACCUUUAUUUUGGACUUGCAAUUAUUUCACUGGUUGGUUCUAUAUUUUUAUAAUGGUUGAAAUCUUGUAACCACAAAUAACCAGGGUUGUGAUUAGAGCAAUGUGACAUUUAAAGAGAACAUGUAUUUAUCUGUUAAAGCAAGUGCUAUACUACAAUGGUCAAAGGUUCUUGCACUUUAUGCUUUCAUGAUUUUAGAUCUUUCCUGCAUUUUUCUUUCCAUUGUGCAGUGUAACAUCUCAUUUAUGUGUAAUCAGUGUAUUUCCCCCUCCUCAAAUUGUUCUUGUUUUGCUUGCAUUUCUUGAGACCUGAACUUCAGUGCCCUGAUUAAGGCAGGGUUUACCUAGUCAUGUGACGGGUGCCUGCAGACUCCUUUGUGUUGUUUAAAUUUGUGUUAGCUGAAUGAUGAGCGAGUAGUUAGCUAAUGUCCUGCCCAUGAGUCUAUUUGCAGUGUUUUAAUUGUACUGACACAGACUUGUGGUGAUACUGAUUAAUGCACAACAGACACAUCAGUCUUGCACAAUUCACACAGCAUGAUGUGCUGGCAACAAAGACACUACCAUAUGAACUAUUGCAAUAUUACAUUUCUGACAGCUUAUGUUUUGGUAACUAUUUAUUAGGAAACCAUUUUUGUACCUUGUGUGAUUGUAUGAAACCUAAUUUACUGUGUAGCAUAGAAAAUUGCUAAAAUGCUGUAAAGCAACAAAAAUUUUCUUUUAAUUGCUUUCCUGGCAAAGGUGAGAGUCUGACAUUGUACACUGUAUUUGUUGUCUUUAAGGUAUUCUAUAUUACACUUUUUUUUUUUUUUUUUGUAAAAACAUGAUUGUCUAGUGUUUUCAGAAGUAGAAGCAUUGCCUAUAUAUUUUUACUCAGCUUGUGUAUAAUGUGUAUAUGUACUGUAUAUAAGCAGCACACAAGACCCCUGCCCAUUCCCUCAUGAUGUUAUUACCUGCCUUUCCUGCCAAUUUAAUGUGGUGGUGGUGGAUUUUUUUCCCCCCUCCAUAUUGUCACUUUUCAGUAGGCUAAUAAAUUUUUAAACUUUU
Tachysurus vachellii is the source of this 5312-nucleotide messenger RNA. It is a transcript of the gene pip5k1ab, whose product is annotated as phosphatidylinositol-4-phosphate 5-kinase, type I, alpha, b. Gene Ontology annotation, biological process: phosphatidylinositol metabolic process. Lineage: Eukaryota; Metazoa; Chordata; Actinopteri; Siluriformes; Bagridae. Gene Ontology annotation, molecular function: phosphatidylinositol kinase activity. The transcript has 17 exons. The coding region runs from base 98 to 1783 and encodes 561 amino acids. The record is from RefSeq and is a predicted model, not a curated record.